CGAGAGUAAUCAACUACCGCUUGUGAUUGAUCUUUUACUUCGGUCUUUUUUACUGUUAAGCUAGCAAGUUUAUAGUUGGCCGAUGGUCGCUUCUUAUCUUCCCGUUUGCUAAUACAACUAUUCAGCUAUGAAUUUCGCUUUUGUCUUACGUUCAUCGGCCACGGGACUAGGUUGAACGGCGACUUUUGGAGAUCACCGUCAUAUUAUGUCCUGGGCAACAUCGUAAGACUAACAGGUGAACAGGUUUAGCUACCGUUAGCCAUGGCCCUGUCCUGGUUGACACGGAUCACCUGCUGAUGAUCCGUGUGUCAUCCCUGUGAUAUUCCUGCCCGGUGGACCAUCUUAAACAUCACAGCAUGGAUGAGGAGUCUGUAGACCAAGUGUCCAACCUGUCUCCUCUUCGCCACAACGCUGGAGCUGACUGUAACCAUGGUGACCAGAGCUCACUGUUGAGCCAGCGGGAGAUGGUGUUGGAAAACCACGAUCAUCUCCAUCACCGUGAAACACUGGCCUCAAAGGCUUCAGCGGAAGAGAGAGGAGUGUGGUGCAAGUCUGAUGUCCCUGUAGUACAACAGAACAACCUCGACAACACAACAUCAUCCACUAAGAAGUCUUUCUCCUGCUCUGUGUGUGGACGACUCUUCACUACAAAACAGUCCCGGGUCCGACACAUGAAGACCCACACGGGAGAGAAGCCGUUCCACUGCACCGUGUGCGGGAAGAGCUUCUCUCAGCAGUCGUCCUUUAGGAUACACCAGAAGAGCCACACGGGGGAGAAGUCCUACCGCUGCCUUGCACCUGACUGUGGAAAGAGCUUCUACCAAUCAGGAGCCUUGUUGAGACACGGAAGGGGUCACGCUGAGGGAUCGACUAGACUAAGAGCUGCUGAAGAUGUGCUGCCACACCAACAGGAGCUGCUUGUCCAACAGGACGAUACUAGUAACAAGAAUUCUAAACUUCAGGCUGUAGUGGAUGUGCUGCCAGAGCAAGAGGAUGUCCGUCUGACCCAAGGAUACAGUCCUGCCCCUCCUCCCAGCUCCGUCCCCUCUACACCGGGAGGACUACCUGUCCAACACCAGCAGAACCACAACAACACUUCCAACACCUGUCAGAAGUGCGGAGAGCAGUUCUCUACCUUCUACAAGCUGCGUGUCCACCUGAUCACCCACAGGGGAGAGAAGCCCUUCUCCUGUCCAGACUGUGGUCAACGCUUCUCAGCCCGGGGCUACAUGGAGUCACACCAGAGGGUACACAUCAAGGAGAGAUCACACCCCUGCCCCGACUGUGGUAAAAGGUUCCUCUCACUGGGAGACCUGAAGAGACACCAGCAGAGCUUCUCCGAGGAGAGACCGUACAGCUGCUCCGAGUGCAGGAAGAGUUUCACCCAGCCGGGGUUCCUAAGGGCACACCAGAGGACACACACCGGGGUAAAAGGUUACCGCUGCCCCUACUGUCACAAGGACUUCUUCACUGCCUCCAGUCUGAGGAGACACAGGAAGCAGGCGCAUGCGGAAGAGACCGUCACGCUGCCCCCUAGUGGUGGACUCCAGCUGUCACAUGCUGGAGAGAGCCUGGGUCAAGCUGAAGCUGGUGUACCAGGACUGAAGGUCAUAGUGAAGGAGGAGGAGGAUCCUGCUUUUGGAGACAGUUCUAACAACCAUCACUCUGAGACUACUGAGGAGAGUCUCCCUGCAGCCGUAGAGCAUAAACAACAACAACAACAACAACAACAUAAACAGCAUCACAGCUGUCACAGAAGAGUCCACUCCUGCCUUGUGUGUGGAAAGGAGUUUCCCAUUGCAUACAAGCUACAAGUCCAUAUGAGAAUCCACACUGGAGAGAAGCCUUACUCCUGCUCUGUGUGUGGGAAGAGCUUCGCCCAGAAGGGGAGCCUGACGCUCCACCAGAUCGUCCACACCGGAGAGAAACCUUACUCCUGCCCCGACUGUGGGAACACCUUCUCCCAGAUGAUCAGCCUGAAGAGACACCAACUGCUGCACACAGGAGAGAGACCGUACAGCUGCUCCGAGUGUGGGAGAAGCUACACCCAGCAGAGAAACCUGAGGGCCCACCAGCUGAAGCACACCGCAGAGAGACUUCACCGCUGCUCUGUGUGUGGGAAGAGCUUCUUCACACCCUCAGGACUCAGGGAUCACCAGAGGUCUCACACAGGAGAGAAACCAUUCCCUUGCUCUGUGUGUGGGAAGAGCUUCUCACGGCCUGGUCCCCUGAGAGAACACCAGCAGACUCACACAGGAGAUGGUGGACAGGUGGAGCGAGACCGCGGCAAGGACCCUGGUGACCGAUCGAGACCCAAACCCAAAGAGUCCCUGGGUGAAACUCUGGGACUGAAAAUUAUAGUUGAAGAACUGAAGAAAGAAGAGGAGGGGAAGGAGGCGAGAGGAGAAGAGGAUGAGGAAGUUGGUGGUUUGAUCAAUUCCGACGGAGAGGAAGUUGGUCACGUUUCUCUUUCUAGAAAAAGCCCUGUCCCAGGCUUUGUUAGCGGUGAGAUUCCCUCUACAUCAACAGAACCUGAACAACACCAAAAAAUCCAGGAGAAACGAUACAGAACCAAGAAGCAUCACCUCUGCUCGGUGUGUGGAAAGGAGUUCCCUAAACCAUCGAAGCUAGUUGCACAUCUCCGCACACACAGUGGAGAGAAACCCUUCCGCUGCUCCGUGUGCGGUAGAGGUUUCUCCACGGGGGGUAUCACCCUACAGAGACACCUUCUGACGCACACAGGGGAGAAACCUUACCACUGCUCUGUCUGUGGGAAGAGGUUCAUCCAGCGAGGGAAUCUGUUAAAACACCAGAAGGUACACACUGGAGAGAAACCUUACUCCUGCUCCGUGUGUGGCCGGAGUUUCCCUCGAUUUGAGCGUCUGAAGGACCACCAGCGGACACAUACGGGAGAGAAACCUCAAUCUUGCGAUGUCUGUGGGAUGAGGUUCUCCUACGCAUCCUCCCUCAAGGUCCAUCGCAGGAUGCACACCGGGGAGAGACCUUACCAGUGCUCUGUCUGUGGGGAGAGCUUCAACUCAACAGCAAACCUGAGGAAACACAGACAGUCCCACACUGGAGAUAAAGGGUCUGCUAACAUGAAGAGGGGUCGGCUCCUGAGGUCGUCCCACACUGGAGAGGGGUGUGCUGCUGUUACUGGAGGAUUUCAGACUGCUGGAGGUGAUGCUCUGGGAACCGUGGACAAAGAUAAAAGCUCUCUGGGUCCUGACCAAGGCCAUGGUGAUGGCUGCAGUCAAACAUCUACCAUAUAUAUCGAUAGUAAAGAAGAAGAAGAGGAGGAGGAGGAAGUUGGUGGUUUGAUAAAUUCCGAAGGAGAAGAAGUUAAUUGGGAUUACCUCAGUCCUGGAUCUUCAGCAUUGCAGGGACCGAAGUCAGUUUCUGAAAAGUUUGAGAACCAAGUUGAAGAUGAUGAUGAUGAUGUGGAAGAAGAGGAAAUUGGUGGUCUAAUCAAUUCAGACGGAGAAGAAAUCGUUUGGGAUCGUCAUCGUAUCAGACAGCGUGUCAGCCGUCCUUCUGACAGCGAGGAGAGUCCCUCCGCAUCAGGAGAACCUGAACAACACCAGGAGGAUCACAACAACACCAGGAGGAUCACAACAACACCAGGAGAACCUGAACGACACCAGGAGGAUCACAACAACACCAAGUCUCACCACUGCUUUAGAUGUGGGAAAGACUUCGCCAACAUCUCUAACCUGCGGCGACACCAGAAGAGACACUCAGGAGAGAGUUCCGAACACAGAUCUGACAGCGAAGCCAGGAAGUCCCACUGCUGCCCAGAAUGUGGAAGAGACUGUAAGAAGCUAUCAGCUCUACAAAAACACAUGAAGAUCCACACAGGAGAGAAGCCGUACCCUUGCUCCGUGUGUGGGAAACAGUUCCGUGAAAGAACAGCCCUCCGCGACCACCAGAAAGUGCACACGAGAGAAAAACCUUACCCUUGCCCCGACUGUGGGAAGAGGUUUGCUCACUCAGGAGCUAUGAAGAGACACCUGCUGACGCACACCGGAGAAAAACCUUACUCCUGCUCUGUGUGUGGGAGGAGCUACACCCAGAUAGGGCGACUGAGAGAACACGAGCGAACACACAGCGAUGAGAAACACGACUGUUCCGUCUGUUGGAGGAGCUUCGCCAAAGCUAAGGCCCUCGUCGCUCACUUCAGGACCCACACUGGAGAGAGACCCUACAGCUGUGAGGAGUGCGGGAAGAGCUACGUACGAACCCAGAACCUCCGAGCCCAUCAGAGGAAAAGUCACAGCAGCUCACUACCAAACCCUGGGACUGAGACCGGGGAAACCCUGGUUGCAGGGGUGAAGAGUGAAGAGGAUUCUAUUAGUAUCAGUGAUGAAGAGGAAAAGGAGUUGAUGCUAGCAGGGUGGAGGAAAACGAGGACUAGCCUUUCACAUUAGGAUAGAUUCCUCUUUGUGCUGACCAUCUCUAGACACCGAAUGAAUAGAAUGGACCAGAGCAAGGACUAGCCAACCACAUAGGAUUUUCUGCAUCCAAAAUGGUACCCUAUUCCCUAAAUACCAGGUCCUGGUCAAAACUAGUGCACUAUAUAUAGGGAAUAGGGUGUCAUUUAAGAUGUAGAUAGAAUCUGUGGUGAUGAUCUGUAGACAAAGAACCAAUAGAAUGGACUGUAGUUCUAAUUUCCACCAGCGGAGGGUGAGCAAAGUCUGACAAAAAUUAUUAGUGUUGAGAAAUUGAGUUUUAUCUAAAACAUACUUUUAGUCAUGUAGUGUAUGUGGACACCUGCUCAUCUAACAUCUCAUUCCAAAAUCAUUGGCAUUAAUAUGGAGUCGGUCCCGACUUUGCUGCUAUAUCAGCCUCUACCUCUUCUGGGAAGGCUUUCCACUAGAUGUUGGAACAUUGCUGCGGGGACUUGCUUCCAUUCAGCCACAAGAGCAUUAGUGAGGUCAGGUACUGAUGUUGGGCGAUUAGGCCUGUCUCGCAAUCUGCGUUCCAAUUCAUCCCAAAGGUGUUCGAUGGGGUUGAGGUCAGGGCUCUGUGCAGGCCAGUCAAGCUCUUCCACACUGAUCUGAACAAACCAUUUCUGUAUGGACCUACCUUUGUGCACGGGGGCAUUGUCAUGCUGAAACAGGAAAAGGCCUUCCCCAAACUGUUGUCACAAAAUCGGAAGCACAGAAUCAUCUAGAAUGUCAUUGUAUGCUGUAGCGUUAAUAUUGGUAGCGAACUUUACACCACUCUGCCCGACGCUUGGUAUUGCGCAUGGUGAUCUUAGGCUUGUGUGCGGCUGCUCGGCCAUGGAAACCCAUUUCGUGAAGCUCCGGACUAACAUUUAUUGUGCUGAUGUUGCUUCCAGAGGUGAUUUGGAACUCGGUAGUGAGUAUUGCAACCGAGGACAGGUGAUUUUUUACACACUUCAGCACUCUGCGGUCCUGUUCUGUGAGCUUGUGUGGCCUACCACUUUGUGGCUGAGCCGUCUUUGCUCCAAGAAGUUUCCACUCCACAAUAACAGCACGUACAGUUAGUUGAAAUGUGGCAUCCUAUUACGAUGCCACAUUGAAAGUCACUGAGCUCAUCAGUAAGGCCAUUUUACUAGUUUGUCUAUGGAGAUUGCAUGGCUCGAUUUUAAACGGAUGUGACUUAAAUAGCCGGAUCCACUAAUUUGAAGGGGUGUCCACAUACUUUUGUAUAUAUAGUGUAUAGAAGGGUUGUCUUUUAUUUUUUUUAAACUGCAUUGUUGGUUAGGGGCUCGUAAAUAAGCAGUUCACUGUAAAGUCUACAUCUGUUGUAGUCAGCGAAUGUGACUAAUACAAUUUGAUAGUCACGAAAAUUAUGUAUGCAAGUCGAUGUGGCAGAAGGCCAUGAGUUGUUAUGAUUCUGAACGUCAUAUAGCAAAGCAACAAUGACAAGAAGCUGCCAUAGUGCCAUCUUGUUCUCGAUACCAUGUCUUGUUUUGACUGAUGUCUCAUCUACGCUAAUGUGGCUAAAAUUCACUAGCUAGCUAACCAACAACUCUAACGAUGUAUUGAGCGACUUGAACAAGUGCUCAUUGUGCAAAUGUAUUGGUUUUCAAAAAAUAUUUGAAGAAUAAAAAUAUAGUUUACAUAUUGUCAACAA
Messenger RNA from Oncorhynchus kisutch (coho salmon), 6102 nucleotides. Its product is annotated as zinc finger protein 420. Bases 357 to 4427 code for a protein of 1356 amino acids. Gene Ontology annotation, cellular component: nucleus. Lineage: Eukaryota; Metazoa; Chordata; Actinopteri; Salmoniformes; Salmonidae. Gene Ontology annotation, molecular function: DNA-binding transcription activator activity, RNA polymerase II-specific; RNA polymerase II cis-regulatory region sequence-specific DNA binding. The record is from RefSeq and is a predicted model, not a curated record. The transcript is spliced from 18 exons. Gene Ontology annotation, biological process: regulation of transcription by RNA polymerase II.